UAUCACGAUGACAGUGGCCGAUUGGAUAAAUAAGAGAAUAUUUUUUUUGGGUUAGCUGUAUUCUCCAACGGCCAUGGCUUCAAUAAGGUCCUUACAAAGAUUUAAAUUAGAUAAUCCUCACGAUUCUUGGACGCCCGCCACAAACCGACCAAAGUUGGAAGCAAUUUUACCAGUGUCCAUAUCAAGAAGGUCUGCAAUACUGAUUUCUUUGCUGCCUUUAAGCCUAUCAGCACUCCCCCAACCAUUACUGGCUAGAGAGAGGCGCAGAAAAAACGCCAUUCCACUUGAAGAAUAUAUGACUGGCCCAGCUGAAGGGCUUAAAUAUUAUGAUAUCUUUGAAGGGAAAGGUCCUGUAGCUGAAAAGGGAUCAACCGUGCAGGUGCAUUUUGACUGCGUGUAUCGUGGUAUUACAGCAGUGUCUAGUCGAGAAUCUAAGCUCUUGGCUGGAAAUCGCAUAAUUGCACAGCCCUACGAAUUCCAAGUUGGAGCCCUACCUGGGAAAGAGCGGAAGCGAGAGUUUGUGGACAACCCAAAUGGCCUGUUCUCUGCACAGGCUGCACCCAAACCUCCAAAAGCAAUGUAUACGAUAACUGAAGGGAUGAAAGUUGGGGGAAAGAGAACUGUUAUCAUUCCUCCAGAGGCUGGGUAUGGUUCAAAAGGAAUGAAUGAGAUUCCGCCAGGGGAAACGUUUGAACUGAAUAUUGAGCUUCUGAAAGUAAAACCACCAGAAAGGAAGUGAUAUACAUUUAGAUUAAUGAAUUAAUGUACAUUGGAGUUUCUACUUUUUGUUCAUCGAGGCAGAAAAUGUUAUGUUUUUGCCAAAUUGUGAUGCGAAAGGAGACCCUUUUUGGACAAGAAAUUUGGAUCUUCCACCAUUUUUUGCUACUCCUGUGUACUGAUUCAUAACUGUUUGGAUAGUUUCUGUAAUAAGUUGAAGGGACAAGUUUCCAUAGUUACCUGUAUCAGUAAACAGUACGUUUUGCUUAAAUUUUGUAUCAUAUAUACUACGGCCAUGUUUGAUAUGGAAUAUUUUCCAUGGAAGUAGGAAAUUUUUUUAGAUUUUUC
Messenger RNA from Olea europaea var. sylvestris, 1065 nucleotides. RefSeq names its product peptidyl-prolyl cis-trans isomerase FKBP18, chloroplastic. The transcript has 6 exons. Gene Ontology annotation, cellular component: chloroplast thylakoid lumen. The record is from RefSeq and is a predicted model, not a curated record. Bases 74 to 739 code for a protein of 221 amino acids. NCBI's taxonomy places the organism in Eukaryota, Viridiplantae, Streptophyta, Magnoliopsida, Lamiales, Oleaceae. Gene Ontology annotation, molecular function: peptidyl-prolyl cis-trans isomerase activity.